UUAAAUUAAAUUAAAUUAAAAAAAAACAAUCAAUUAUUUCCCUUUUUCAAAAUUCUCAACCUAACAUUAUCAUUUCAGAAAAAAAAGUGGUACCAGAUCAUCUCACUUGUUUAUCCACCAAACAACCCUUAAAAAUUUCCUAUUUUUCUCCUCCUCCACUUCACUAGUCUGUCUUCUCCUUCUCUGUGUUUCUCGUGAUACCCCUUUUUCCUUUUCUCUUUCCCUCACAUGGCUUCUCGCCAUUGUACAAUCUCCUUAUAGUUACUUGUUUCUCUCUCCAUUUCUCUUUCUUUCUCUAAAACAUACUGACAACAAUGAGGCUUAUUUCCUCAUUUUCAUUCUUCAUAAUCCUUCUGUUACUGCUCUUGACUCACCGAUCUCACUCUGAGCCAACUCAGGACAAGCUAGCACUCCAAGCGUUCCUUUCACAACUCCCUCACUCUCCCCGUAUCCAAUGGAAUGCAUCCGACUCAGUUUGUAAAUGGGUCGGAGUUCUAUGUGAUCCGGCCCAAACCCAUGUUCGUUCCCUCCGUCUUCCUGCUGUUGGAUUAGCGGGUCCCAUUCCUGAAAACACAAUCGCACGUCUAUCAGAGCUUCGUGUUCUUAGCAUUCAUUCUAAUAGUCUUACUGGAAAUCUCCCUUCUGAUUUCUCCAACCUUACUUUUCUCCGUGCUCUUUACAUCGGAAACAAUCAGCUUUCUGGGAAAUUUCCAACGAGUUUGACUCAGUUAACUCGUUUGACUCGUCUUGACUUGUCCAACAACAAUUUCUCAGGGGAAAUCCCAUUUGCGGUCAAUAACUUGACUUCAUUAAACGGGUUAUUUUUACAAAACAACAAUUUCUCGGGUCCAAUUCCGAGUAUUAAUGCAGAUUUAACUGAUUUUAAUGUAGCUAAUAAUAGCUUAAAUGGUUCAAUUCCAGAAACUCUCAAGAAGUUUCCAGAAACGUCUUUUGCGGGUAAUUUACAGUUAUGUGGUGACCCAUUACCACCAUGUAACUCAUCCUUUUUCCCUUCACCAUCACCUUCACCAAUGGCUGUAGUUCCUUCUUCCCCGGCAGAGGUAGGGGGAAAGAAGAAGCUAUCUAAAGGAGCAAUUAUCGGUAUAUCAAUUGCAGCUGCAUUAGUAUUAUUACUGUUACUGUUAUUCUUAUUGUUCUGCCUAUUAAAGAGGAGAAGAGAUAAAGGUUCUUCUACUACAACCACUGCUAAAUCUGCCGGCAUGGGAGUAGCAGGCACAAGGGCAGUUGGUGCAGGGGAAGCUGGCACAUCAUCUUCAAAAGACGAUCUGACCAGUGGAACUGGCCCGGAAAUCGGGGAGAGGAAUAGACUAGUGUUUGUUAGUGGUGGUGCGUAUAGUUUUGAUCUUGAAGAUCUGCUAAGGGCGUCUGCUGAGGUGUUGGGGAAAGGGAGUAUAGGAACGAGCUAUAAGGCGGUGCUGGAGGAAGGUACUACGGUGGUUGUGAAGAGGCUUAAGGAUGUUGUGGCUGGUAAGAGGGAAUUUGAUGUGCAAAUGGAGGUGUUAGGGAAGUGUAAGCAUGAAAAUUUGCUGCCAUUGAGAGCUUAUUAUUACUCUAAAGAUGAGAAAUUGUUGGUGUUUGAUUAUCUGCCUGGUGGUAGCUUAUCUGCUCUCUUGCAUGGAAGCAGAGGUGCUGGGCGUACAUCUCUAGACUGGGAUAACCGGAUGAAGAUAGCCCUUGGUACUGCUCGAGGACUUGCUUGCCUUCAUGUAUCAAACAAUCUCGUCCAUGGCAACAUAAAAUCAUCUAACAUCCUCUUGCGCUCCAACCAAGACCCUGCGAUAUCCGAUUUUGGACUCACUCCUUUGUUCUCCCCCAACACUACCUCUAAUAACAACCGGAUUGCUGGGUACAGAGCCCCAGAGGUUGUAGAAACCCUAAAACCAACAUUCAAAUCUGACGUGUAUAGCUUUGGGGUCCUCCUUUUAGAACUUCUUACAGGAAAAUCCCCGAACCAAGCUUCGUUAGGAGAUGAGGGGAUCGAUCUUCCUAGGUGGGUACAGUCUGUUGUCCGUGAAGAAUGGACUGCCGAGGUUUUUGAUGUUGAGCUUAUGAGAUACCACAAUAUCGAAGAGGAAAUGGUACAACUUCUGCAAAUAGCAAUGGCUUGUGUCUCAACCGUGCCUGAUCAACGACCCUCAAUGCCUGAUGCCCUACGCAUGAUUGAAGAAAUGAACCGGAGUGAGAGUAACACAGACGAUGGUAUCCGGCAGUCGUCAGAUGAUCCGUCCAAAGGGUCUGAUGGUUAUACCCCGCCCAAGGAGUCGCGGACACCACCUUCUUCUGUUACCCCUUGAUCAAAAUGCACAGGGCCCAGGAGGCAUAAUUAAGUGUAUAAAUUGCCCAGAGAAUGUGGAAAUGGAGCUAGAGUGAAAAGAACAGUGCAUGUUUAGUUUUCCUUUUUAUUAUUUUCCUUUUUUUUUUUUUUACAAUUUUUUGAGGUUAAAUUUGAUUUAAAUAUUUUUUUUCCUAAAAAAUUGGGUUCACUGUUACAUGUGUGAAAUAGUUUUUAGAGGGACAAAAAAAUGGUUGGAUUUUAUGGUUGGUUUUAUGUAAAGGGGUUAGGGGUUCCAUGAACUUAUUGGAAUUUGGCUUUUGAUCAUUUUAUAUAAGUUGGUGGAUAUAUUCUGAUUGGGUAGGGAUUUUUUUUAUAUUUUUGUUGAAAUUAUCCUUUGUUUUAUUUAUAUCUUCUGAUAAAAUAUUUUCCUGGAGAA
Amaranthus tricolor (Joseph's coat) is the source of this 2732-nucleotide messenger RNA. Its product is annotated as probable inactive receptor kinase At2g26730. Gene Ontology annotation, molecular function: protein kinase activity; ATP binding; protein binding. The coding region runs from base 315 to 2315 and encodes 666 amino acids. Gene Ontology annotation, biological process: protein phosphorylation. The record is from RefSeq and is a predicted model, not a curated record. The transcript has 2 exons. NCBI's taxonomy places the organism in Eukaryota, Viridiplantae, Streptophyta, Magnoliopsida, Caryophyllales, Amaranthaceae.